This is a messenger RNA of Erythranthe guttata (spotted monkey flower), 777 nucleotides long. The record is from RefSeq and is a predicted model, not a curated record. NCBI's taxonomy places the organism in Eukaryota, Viridiplantae, Streptophyta, Magnoliopsida, Lamiales, Phrymaceae.
AUGGGUGCGAGAACGGGGUUCGAAUACAACUAUAAAUUUCGUGUGAACGAUGAGAUAUAUCCAGACGAAAUCAUCCAUCUCUGUGGAACUCAAGUCUUCUUCUUUCAGAUUAGAACCAAUUUCAUACUUACAAAAAAAAGGCUGCUUGAUGAUGAUGAAGAAGAAGAUAAAGAAAAAGAUUUGAUGGGGUCGGAGAUUUUCGAGACGUCUUUUGAGGACGACGGUCCGGAAUGGCUUCUACAAAUGACGAUGAGUCCAAGGCUUGAAACAGCAUAUUGGAUGCCUGCUGAAGAAUCUUUACUUUUGGCUUCUAGGGCUUUGGAUUUCGCCAAACAGACCGCACUAAAUUCGCCCCACCCGGUGGAUGUGGUUCUGGUGACGGUGGAUCUCGACGUUUGCACGUUGCAGCUAGAGGGAGAGACGUUGGAUGACGCUUUCGGUAGGGCUAUUAGGGAAGAGUGCUUGCCCCCACUUUACCUCUGGCCGCAUCUUUCGCCUAGGAACCGGCUUCUCACGAUUCGCCGUGUUGACUUAGAUCUUAGGCUUUUUUUAAGGUCGGGUUUGCCACUGAUUAGGGUUGAAGAUGUUGAUCAAGGGUUGAGUGUAAUGGAUACGUGUUCGAUUUGCUUGUGUAAUCCCACCAUUGGAGCUCAGUUGUCGUUGCUUGCAUGCGGUCAUUCUUUUCAUUACCAUUGCAUUGUUCGGUGGUUGAUGAAAAGCCAUUUGUGCCCCGUCUGCCGUUUUCAUGCACAUGAUUUCCCAAUUCGUAAAUUUUAA